AAGAAAAAAAACAAAGGGCCUGCUCCGGAACCCCAAAUUGGGUAGGGGUAAGGAAGGACAUGGCUGAGCCAAGUCGGCGCGUGACCCGCCUUCUGGGGUGGCCUUAGCCAGCCAAGAAGAGAUUGGGGAGAAAAGGGUAAGCCCUCGCAGGCUCCAGGUGCGAGCCGCGUGAGUGGGCGGAGAGCCUGGGCACCUCCUAUCCGCUCGGGGCGUGCAUCCAGAGACCACCUGCUCGGGCCCUGCUCCUCCCCGUUGGCGGGGGGAGAACGGGCCGGCGGCCGCACUCUGCAGCUAUAAAGGGCCCCGGGCCGCUGCUGCUCGCCUAGGCUCGCCUUCAGCUCCGCCCUCGUAGCCUUUCUCUCGGCUAGAGCUCGCGCUCUCGCGCAGGCCCCACUCGACCCUCUCGGGCCUCGGCUACUCGGGCCUCGGCGGAAGAUGGCGGCUCCUGCGGGUUCGGCAACUCCCGCGGCUCCGGCCAAGGGCUCCGAAGCGGCGUUGGCUGCCGCCUUAGCGGACGUGCCUGAACUGGCCCGACUCCUGGAGGUUGACCCGUACCUGAAACCCUUCGCCGAGGACUUCCAGCGCAGGUAUAAGAAGUUUAGCCAGAUAUUGAGUGACAUUGGAGAGAAUGAAGGCGGAAUUGAUAAGUUUUCCAGAGGCUAUGAAUCAUUUGGCAUCCACAGAUGUGCUGAUGGUGGCUUAUACUGCAAAGAAUGGGCCCCAGGAGCAGAAGGAGUUUUUCUUACAGGAGACUUUAGUAAGUAUUUUGAAAUCAUUGAAAUUCUAUUGCUCUUUGGGGCAUAG
Ictidomys tridecemlineatus (thirteen-lined ground squirrel) is the source of this 804-nucleotide messenger RNA. NCBI's taxonomy places the organism in Eukaryota, Metazoa, Chordata, Mammalia, Rodentia, Sciuridae. The record is from RefSeq and is a predicted model, not a curated record.